Lindgomyces ingoldianus is the source of this 1740-nucleotide messenger RNA. RefSeq lists its product as uncharacterized. Bases 86 to 1633 code for a protein of 515 amino acids. The record is from RefSeq and is a predicted model, not a curated record. The transcript has 3 exons. Lineage: Eukaryota; Fungi; Ascomycota; Dothideomycetes; Pleosporales; Lindgomycetaceae.
AAACGACAAUCGCUCGACCAUCGAAACUUGCGGUUACAUUCUCAACCUUCCCCCUCAAACUUCACCAUCCUAGGUUCCAGAGAGAAUGCCAAUACGAGAUCACUUCACGGGUUGGGUCAAGCCUCGUGCUGGAUCCGAUAGCCAUCUACCACAAAUUGCCUAUCACCCCUCUUUUGACAAUGGAUCCCUAUAUAACCCCAAUAAUAUGAUUGCACCGAGCUACCCAGGCUAUGUACCCCCUCAACCCUCUAAUGCCAAUUACUCGCAAGCGCCACACUGGCAAAAGAGCGAGCCUCCUCGUAUUCUUGAAUUUAUUCCGCAAAUGAGUCCAGCGGGGAGUCCUCAAGCGGAACUGCAACCACCGCAAUUGCAGCCGCAACUCCCACGGCAAAUACAAUCGCAAUUAAUUGGAAAUUCGGGCCCCUACGAGAGCAUGGGGCUCAGCGAGAUUAACCUAGCGCAGUCGAGGAUUAGUGGGCCGGAGUAUUCCGACAACAAUGAGAGUAAGAGAAUUAAUUCUUCCAAUGCUACACCAACAGAAACCUCAAGCGGCCAGAAGGAAUUUAGUGUGGGUUUAACCAGCUCCAGCAACUUGAUAUACCAAGAUGGAAGGGAAAGAAUCGAAUCCAUUCCGAGGGGUGACGGAGACUAUCCUAAUGCAAUGAAUGAAAAGAAAGCUUCUGAUGCAGAGAGCGAAGAAAAUGAGCCCUCUAGAGCAGAGAAGGAAGAGAAGAUGCCCCCUGAGGCGGAGAGAGAAGAGGAGAAGCCUUCCGGAGCAGAAUGUAAAGAGCAGAGGCCUUCUGAAGCGGGGGUUGUGGAGAAGCCAAUAACUGCUCAGCCACAGCGCCAGCGGUGGAAUCAGAAAUUGAAACCUCUCCCGCCCACAUCUCGGGUAGUGGAGCCGUUUGGCGGACUUAUGAGUCCAGGAGUCCCUCCACUCUUGCCCAAAGGCCUCGAUAUUCUGGAGGAGAAUAGCACUAUCCAAGACGACGUCCAAGACACCGCAGGCAAACCGACCUGUUCCCUCAACCUCAUCUGUUACAGCAAAGGCUGUUCUAUGGGCCAAAUCAUAGUUACUACAAGGGAAAGAUUUGCAAAUGAUGAACAAUACCAGCGAGCACUGUCAAAAACACCAACAUUGGUGUCUACGGACGGAGAGUUCUUCCAGGCGCUACGUAACCGUUAUUCAAGAGACAUGUGCGGAUUCUGGCAGCGGUACUUCUCUCUAAAAACCCUAAGGAGUAUACGACUACUUUCAUACACGGAGGCUACGCGUCCAACGCCUGUCCCCCUUGACGACUUCACUAUGCAAGAAGUCCUCUAUGCAUACAACCACCCCUCAAACUUCGGACCCGAAACCGACUGGGUCGAAUGGGUAUUCCGCCUUCGGCAGCCCGACAAACGCCACGCUCUUGAAUUCGUAGAAGGCUGGAAUGGCAUGCGUAUUGGUAUUGCGGGCACCAUACCAUGUAUUGCAUCCAGCCUCGUGGGCAUUAUCUGGAGCGCAAGAGGGGGAGACGUGCAGACCGCGUUUACUGUGGCGGGGUUUAUACUAACGAUUGCCACUGUUUUGCUUGCGCUGCUGGCUGUUAUUAGUGGCAUCGAUUCCACGUCCCACCAAACACGGAUAUAGACCUAGGACUAGUGCAUGGGCCCUCAUUUGACGGGCUUGGUUCAGAAGACUCAGGAUGCUCCUCAAAAUACGCGCCCCACGUCGCGCCUGCAUUCGCAAACAAGAUA